AUGUGUGGGAUCUUCGCUUAUAUUGGGAACAAGGAGGCAGCCUCCCUGCUGAUAACAGCUCUCAAGCGCCUUGAAUACCGCGGCUACGACUCCGCUGGCAUUGGCAUCCACGGGGUUCCACUGAAAGUCCGCAAGAAAGUUGGCAAGGUUUCCAACUUGGAGGAGGAUGUUGCCCACGCCGGCAACCAGGUUUCUGGUACGCUGGGUAUUGCGCACACGAGAUGGGCAACUCACGGCAAACCUUCUGACAUCAAUGCACAUCCACACACGACUGCCGAGUCCAGCAUUGCCGUCGUGCACAACGGAGUCAUCGAGAACAACGCUGCGCUAAGGGAGCAGCUGUCAAGCAAAGGCUACAAAUUUGUGAGCCAAACGGACACUGAGCUACUGGCUCAUCUGGUCCAGGACCUCAAAAAGCAGAUGGAAGGCGCAACCUACACGGAGGUUGUGGCGACAGCUCUCCGACUCUGUGAAGGAGCUUACGGUGUAGCAUUCAUCUUCCAGGACGAGCCAGACUUGCUCAUCGGCGCUCGAAAGGGUUCACCCUUAAUUCUGGGAGUCGGCCAAGGGGAGCACAUGCUUGCAAGCGAUGCUUCCGCCAUUGUCGAGCACACGAAGGAUGUCGUGUACUUGCGGGAGGGCGAGCUCGUGGAAGUUCGGAGAUCUGGUUUUAAGGUCUCCGAGCUGCACAAGAUUAUCUCAAGUUUGGGCAAAAACUCGUGGAGUCCCCGCAAGGAUGCAGAAAACCCUAUUGUGAGGCUUGAGUUGUCGCUAGAACAGAUUGAGAAGGGGGGUUACAAGCACUUCAUGCUCAAAGAAAUCAUGGAUCAGCCAAAUGCCAUGCGAAACGCAUUGCGCGGACGGAUCUACCAACCGGCGGACGUGCCGGACAAGUGGGAGAUCAAGUUGGGUGGUCUGGAGAAGGCAAAAGAAGGCCUGUCUGCAGAUGGGAUCAGCCCGCUAGAAAGGAUGGCAAACGCCAGCCGUCUGAUCUUUGCGGCUUGUGGAACAUCAUGGCAUUCCUCACUGAUCGCAAAGUACGCUUUCGAGAAGCUGGCUGGGGUGGCCGCUGAAGUGGAGUAUGCCAGCGAAUUCAGGUAUCGAAAGCCGCUGAUCUGUCGGUCGGACUGCCUCAUUGCAAUUUCUCAGAGUGGUGAAACGGCAGACACGUUGGAGGCAAUCAAGAUGGCAAAGCAACAUCAGGCUCUAACGAUCGGAGUAGUGAAUGUGGUGGGCUCCAGCAUUGCGCGUGAGACUGAUGCAGGGAUGUACUUGCAUGCCGGACCUGAAAUCGGUGUCGCUUCAACAAAGGCUUUUACGUGCCAGGUUGUCGCGCUGCUGUUGAUGGCGCUUCGUCUUGGCAAGCAGCGGGGUGUACUUUCUGAGACCACGCUGAACAGCUACUGUGCGGCAUUGAAUUCGGUGCCUGACAGCAUAGAAAAAUGGUUGGCAGCUCUUACAGACCAAACGAGAAUUGUGUCAAAGUACUUCCGGUUGGCCACCAAUGCGAUUUUCAGUGGAAUGGGCAUCCAUUUUCCAGUUGCGCUGGAGGGUGCCUUGAAACUGAAGGAGAUAUCCUACAUCCAUGCUGAAGGUUUUCCCGCAUCUGAAAUCAGGCAUGGCGGGAUCACCUUGAUCAGAAACUUUGUUCCCGUGAUUUGCGUUGCAAUGAGGUCUGAUCCUGCAUACGAAGACAUGAAGCAGAUGGUACAGGACUUCAGGGCCAAAGACGCAGCUGUUGUCGUACUCACGGAUGAUGGGAAUACAGACUUCAGCAACAUUGCCCACUUCACUUUGCACUGUCCGGACACCAAGCUCGAGCUGCAGCCGUUGAUGUGCUGCAUCCCGCUGCAGCUCCUGUCUUACUACAUCGCAGACAUGAGAGGUUGCUCCAUAGACCAACCUCGCAAUCUAGCCAAAAGUGUUACCGUAGAAUGA
This is a messenger RNA of Symbiodinium pilosum, 1938 nucleotides long. The record is from the annotation of a GenBank genome assembly. NCBI's taxonomy places the organism in Eukaryota, Dinophyceae, Suessiales, Symbiodiniaceae.